This is a messenger RNA of Lotus japonicus, 910 nucleotides long. RefSeq names its product protein CURLY FLAG LEAF 1-like. The record is from RefSeq and is a predicted model, not a curated record. The transcript has 3 exons. The coding region runs from base 141 to 719 and encodes 192 amino acids. NCBI's taxonomy places the organism in Eukaryota, Viridiplantae, Streptophyta, Magnoliopsida, Fabales, Fabaceae. Gene Ontology annotation, molecular function: protein binding.
UACAAGGUGUUUUAUUUUCCUCAAGGACCAAGGAUUGGAUACACUUAAAAAAUUCAUUAAAAAUUCUGAAGCUAGGAACGAAAGAGUUUUGCUGUGGAUCGGUGUUUGUGGCUGGCUUACAUAGAGAUAUAGGUCCAGAUAUGGAGGCGAUGACUGCUUCCUUAGAGAGGUCUCUUAAAAAUUGUUCCUUAAACCACCAGACAAGCUGUAGGGAAGACGACCCAACCACUGAUGCAGAUGUAGAUGCAGAUGUAGGCAUAGGAAUCUCAUCCAGCUCAGAUGAUGUGCCGGUGCCACUGGAUAAUCAUUUCUCCAACUCUGACACCACUUUAGAGCUCAAUUCCCACAUCUCACUCCCACACCAUUGGGAACAAUGCCUAGAUUUAAAGACGGGGGAAAUUUAUUACAUAAACUGGAAGAACGGGAUGAAAGCAAAGGAGGAUCCAAGAAGGACAUCAGAAUAUAAUGUGAAUAAUAGGUAUUAUGAGUCUGAAGAAGAGAGUCGGUAUGACAGCGAAGAGUCUUCAUCAGAAUCAUGCACUUCUUCAUCCAAAGAGCACUAUGCCCCUCUUUCUUGUGUAGAGAAACAGAAUGUUCUGGUGGUGGCUGGAUGCAAGAGUUGUCUCAUGUAUUUCAUGGUGCCCAAACAGGUUGAAGACUGUCCAAAAUGUAGUGGUCAACUCCUCCACUUCGAUCGAUCCGAAAAUGGCUCCCCAUGAUUAAUUGCCUCUUCCCUUGUCUCAAGUUCCACCUUGUUUUUCCCUUUAUUUUUUUUUUACUUUUUCAACUUUUUGUUCUAUUUUUUCCUUUCUUUUAUUUUUGCUUUUGCUUGCUACCCCUGUGGUGAACUUAUAGUUCUCUCCUUUUGUUUAUUACUAGUAUAUAUAUUUCUCUGCUUUUGCUUUGCACA